CUUAUUCAAUGUCUUUGAAAAUCACCUUUAUAAAGCACAUAAAAAAUGUAUGAGUUUCAUAGACAGAUAUUUAGUGAAAUUGGCAAUUGAGGAACUGCAUUUUAUUCAAAUAAAUCAUCAAAAUACGAUACAUGCAAAGAAAAUCUGCAUUAUUUAAAUCAGAUUAGUUGGACAGAAUAGCAAUAUAAUAAGAUUAAAGUUAAAAUAAUUAUAACACGGAAUCUAUAUCCAGAGGCCAGUGUAUAACUGUUGUUGAACGUAUUGGCAAAAAUGUAAUUAAAAAAGAUAACAAUGUUUAUGAUACUUUUCAAACAAUUGCAAUCAGCAUAUGAACUUCUUGAAAGACCGGUCAUUAUAAAAAUAUUUAUGAGUGUAUUUUAUAGUAAAGUCGUUGAUAGUUAUCACGAAAAUGGACAUUGUGUAUUUUCAGACUCGCAAGAAGAAUAAACCCAAAACUAAAAGUGCGAGAAUACUGACGAUCGAAGAGGAAGACGAAGUAAUUGAGUGGUUAAAGUCAAAUCGUUUUCUAUACGACAAGACAAGUAUUGAUUUCAAAAAUCGCGAUAAAAAAGAGCGAACAUGGCAUGAAAUGGAACAGAGGAUGAAGUUGAAUCCCGGUGAUCUUCAAAGAUGGUAUACGUCCUUAAGAACCACGUAUGUGAAAGAAGUAAAGAAAAGAGAAAACACCACACGAUCCGGAGCCGGUGUCGGAGAUGGUUUGCUAACAUCUAGAACUAGCUGGUUGUUGGAGAAAUUCGAGUUUGUAAAACCCUUUGUCUGUCAGGCAAGAGGAACCAAGGGGUCACAGAUCAAGAAACCUGACCGGUACUCAGACUGCAGUGAGUCAUCAGUUCCAUCAAUAACGACCAUGGAAAGUACACCACAGUCAGUGACAACAUCGUCAACUACAACAAAGAUAUCUGACUGCCUAGAAAAAGUUUCUCAGCAGUUAGCAGUCCCAAAGAGUGACAUAGAGAAGACCUGCGAUUUCCUUAGUACGCUAAUGGCAAAGAUGACCCUUUCCUGUCUGGAGGAUUUUACGAAUGAAACUAUCUUCAAGGCAAUGGAGUAUGUUAAACAGUCUAAACAGGAACAGCGUCAAACACAACAACCGCCAAGGGAUGAUUUUAUACAGCCAUCCCAGCUUUCAUCUACAUUCACAGACCCUUCCCAGCAAGUAAAUCGCCAAACAUUACCUCAAUUUACCCAAUUACAACCUCAACAGCAAACUGCAGUAGGAAAUAACAGGCCUUCAAUUAGACCGACAACAUCAUCCAUGUCGUUCAGGCAUCGUCAGCCGCAACAAAUGUCUACUGAUCGCGACUAUAUCAUUGCACGCAACUUAGCAGCUUCGAAUCCGCCAGCUGACGUCCUUCAACAAUAUGGUCGAUACCAAUGGGCAGAACUGCAACCGACUAACUUGCAACCUAUCUUAAUGGGUCAACAGCAACAGACAGUAUACUCAACUCACACUACAAGUCAGACACCAAGUGCUAUUGAAUCAACUGCGACAGAUACAACAUCAGUACUGACGGAUGCUUAUGAGACAAUAAACCCAGAAACACCUUUCAUAUAGAUCUUCGACGUGAAUGACUGUUUAUUUUCAUUUAGAAAAGAUUUAGGAAAAUCUUGAAUAGAGAACCUUUAAAUGUAUAACUAUUUGUAGAUUGUAGAAAAUUUGUAGCUUUUUUUGAGAAUGAAAAGAAAUAGGUUAAUCCA
Molecule: messenger RNA, 1719 nt
Organism: Mytilus trossulus (common blue mussel)
Lineage: Eukaryota; Metazoa; Mollusca; Bivalvia; Mytilida; Mytilidae
Exons: 1
Coding region: 410-1576 (388 amino acids)
Source: RefSeq, a predicted model, not a curated record